Penicillium crustosum is the source of this 1698-nucleotide messenger RNA. RefSeq lists its product as uncharacterized. NCBI's taxonomy places the organism in Eukaryota, Fungi, Ascomycota, Eurotiomycetes, Eurotiales, Aspergillaceae. The coding region runs from base 1 to 1698 and encodes 565 amino acids. The record is from RefSeq and is a predicted model, not a curated record. The transcript is spliced from 5 exons.
AUGUCAGGCUUUGAUAAAUUCCUCAAUCCUGCAUUCUGUGCGAAUAACAUAAACUCGCCAUGUCCCAACAAGACCUCCAAGGCUAACAAUGCUUGCAGCCGCUGCUACUUAGUUGUGUACUGUAGCAGAGAAUGCCAAAAGGAACAUUGGCCGGUGCACAAAGAAGAUUGUAACAAUAUUCUAGCAAAGGAUACAUGGAAGCCAGAUUGGCAUACUGAAGAUCGAGACCCAACUUUCUUCCAAACGGACCCAUCUGAACCGAAUUCAAAUGCCAACAAAAUGUCAUGGUGGGGAAACAUGCCAGCAUUAGAUUUGCUGAAACUGGAUGGAAAUGAAGGCCAGGAUGCAUCUUCCAAGAUGCGUAUUCUCCUCACAUCAUCACACGAUAUUCGAAACAUACUCGAAACAGUCGCUCGUUUGCCAGAUACAUACUCGGGGGAAUGUGACAUCGCGAUGAAUGGCGUCAGCUUUGGGGUUUUCGCACAGAACAUUGUCCUGGUUUUGACGGCUUUCCAUUUUCCACCAGAGGAAGCCACUCCUAUCAUGAUUCACUUGUGGUAUUCAGCAUUGAUACCCACAUCUGUUCUCACAGCACUUCAAACCAAGCUCCUGCCGUUGAUUGAGAAAGUCUGCACCGAAGCUGCACUGAAACGUCCCAAGCGGCUUUUCAAAUGGGUCUGGAAGAAGAACAAAUCAUCCUUACAACUAGAACUUCUGAGAGAUGAGUGGGAACGUCUUCGAUACACUCUUCGGUUUCCUGGUCGUUUUCCUGCUUCUGAAGCUACCCGGAACCGACAAGAGGUUGUAUUGGCAGACAAAAGAGUAGAUUCACUCCACAGGACUCUGCACGCGCAGCCUCGAUAUUGGCGUCUCUCCACGAUGAAGUUCCGCCGUGAUGGAAUAUUGUUGCCGUUUGGAUGCUCACGUAAAGAAUUUGACACUCCUAACCCGAUUCUCUUCUCUGCUAGUCGUUCUUGGCCUAUGCCAGACUCUGCAGAUCCGCGCAGCAGCUGGGACAUUCGGGAGGUAUGCACUGGAGCGUACAUCGCAAAUUAUCCUGCGAAGAAUGAUCUAUACGGCAUGCUAUUCAUCCACCUCCGAGAGACUUUCUUGCGUUUCUGUCGUCAACUUAGGAAGCGGAAUAUUACCAUCCGACUUAUUUCUAUCGAUACAUUGAGUCUGCCGGGAUAUUUCAAAAAGCUAGAACAUCCAGGAUUUGACAGAAUUGAGACAUACAUCAAUGCAGAAAAGGACGUGCUUGGGAUCGAGAUCACCCUCGCCCUAAAUAUCCCGCUGCUGAAGCCGAAAAUUGAAAACCCGAAGGCCAUGAUUCUUGUCCUCUUUGUCUGCGACAUUGAGGAAAUGUUUAGUUUUGACACAAUGGACCAGGACGUCGCUCGUGUUGCAAAAUACCUCCCUGAACCCGAAACAACGGAUUACAACGAUGCAGACCAAAUGAGAAGAAGGAGAUCAAGCUCCUUCGUCUGCAAUGUCAGUAAAUUGUUUGAUCUUUACAAAAAGGCCCAUGGCUUCGAUAAAAUCCCGGAAAAAUAUGGAUUGAAGAUGAGGGGAAACAACACAAUCGUGGCCCACUGGCUAAUGCGGCCUGGAAAGAACGCGCCGCAAGAGGUGUUUGAUAUCCUCGAGGGAUCCGGGGCCACUGGCUUCGAGCGCUACGUCGAGUGGGAAUGGGCAUAA